Macadamia integrifolia is the source of this 2653-nucleotide messenger RNA. RefSeq lists its product as uncharacterized. Bases 330 to 1940 code for a protein of 536 amino acids. Gene Ontology annotation, biological process: regulation of DNA-templated transcription. Gene Ontology annotation, molecular function: DNA-binding transcription factor activity; sequence-specific DNA binding. The transcript is spliced from 6 exons. Gene Ontology annotation, cellular component: nucleus. NCBI's taxonomy places the organism in Eukaryota, Viridiplantae, Streptophyta, Magnoliopsida, Proteales, Proteaceae. The record is from RefSeq and is a predicted model, not a curated record.
AGAACACUUGUCAUUCUCUUGCCGCUCCGUUUCCCCUCCACGUCGACUGAAUCCAAAACGUGGCGAGUGGUGGUGCGUCGAACGAGAAGCCCAGAGGCUCAAGUAUGACCUGGCUGACACGUGGCACUCUUGUAUGUUAUAUGACCGUCUUCUCUCUUUCUUUUCUUCCUUCUUUCACUCCAUAGCUUUACUAAGUCACCCUACCUUAGAGGAAAUUGAGUCUGAUGUCGGAGGCGGAGCUGCUUCAAUAAUUCAAUUCAAUUUCCUUUGGUCUCUGUCCAUGGUUUGACUCCAAGUUCUCAUUCUCGUUCCCUUUCUGUGUCAAGUCAAUGGCUGUUGAGGAAGGAAAGAGCAGAGGAGGAGGUAGGGUUUCGUCUCCGGCGGAAAACUCCACCGCCACCGGAGAAAGAUGUUCUGGUGCGUGCUCUUCGUCGUCGACUGGUGUGCUUUCUGGUGAUAACUCCAAAUGUGGCACGGAUCGGAUGGUGAAGAUCGAGCUCGACGCCGCCAGAGCUCUGGCGGAUUUUGCUCAGUUAGCACUGCUAGAGAGAGAAAACCCUAAUGAUGACUCCGGCGGGAAAUGGGGGAACAAAGGGAGGAGGUCGCGGAAGAGAUCUAAGAAUGGUUCUCCAGCAAGUGACUGGGGGAGAUCAGAAAUUCAGAGCUCCAAGCUAAGAUCUUUGGAUCUUUCCAAGCAGGAGGGAUUAAUGGUGGGUCAGAGCAAGCGUAGAAGGGCAUGUAAAGCUGUAGUAAUGAAUACAGUAAAGGUUGAACAGGAAUCCAAAUCAACUGGUCAACCUCCGUGUCCCACAAGUUAUGUGUCAUUUGGUAGUGGCAGGUCAAAGCAAAAUUUGACUGAGGCUGAGAAGGAAGCACGGAGACUACGCAGGAUUUUAGCAAAUAGAGAAUCUGCUAGGCAGACAAUUCGCCGUAGACAGGCCUUCUGCGAGGAGUUAACCCGAAAAGCAGCAGAUCUAACAUGGGAUAAUGAAAAUAUGAAACAGGAAAAGGAGUUGAUCAUGAAAGAAUAUCAGUCACUGAAGGACAAAAACGAACAAUUAAAAGCACAGAUGGUCAAGACAAUAAUGGCUGAGGUUAAGGAAACUCCUGAAGAAACUUCUUCUAUCCAAGGCGAUGUAUCGACAUCUUCAUCUACAGAACUGCCAUUGCUAGUAUACAACAGACCACCAUUGUUUCCACCCUUUAUUUGGCCUCCCAUCAUUCAUCCUUUAAACCCCAUGCAAAUGCCAGUUGUUCCUGAAAAUGCAAGCAUACAAAAAGAUCUCAUGCCAUUUAACUAUGAGCCGGGUUCAUCAAAUGAACGAGGAAACCUCCCUAGUAUUAGUGGGCCAAGAGCCCCCUUCUAUAUAAUACCUUGCCCGUGGUUCCUCCCUUUUCCUGACCAUGGGAACCAACUCCAUUCACAACCCCUGGAUUCCUGUGGCUUGAAGGAAAAGCAAGAUGAGAACUCCAUUGACAACCAACUUGAUGAGGGAUCUUCUUCAAAGGCAAUGGGAGAUGUAGGUAAUUAUCACCAGUCUUCGCCGAAAGAGUUAAAAGCAGAUGCUGUUUCGUCUACAGAAGCAAACACCAACACCACAAACACUCAUCCUGAGUCAUCAAUUGGGUUCCCAACAGAACUCAUAGGACCUCACCCUCAAGGAGUGGUCCUUACUCCUGUGCCCCUUAGAUCAGUCAAACCCACUUUUACUGUGAAGUGUGAGGAUGAGUCCCUAACAGAUUCUGUAUUCCAAGUGGAGGCUGUUUCUUCCGCAGCCAGUUAUAUUGCUAGUCCUUUGCCUGAAAAGUUGCAGGGAGCUGUUGUGUACCCGAACAAGAAAAUGGCAGAUGCUUCUGCUGCUGCUGAGGCUAGAAAGAGGAGGAAGGAGCUAACAAAGUUAAAGAACCUCCAUGGUCGCCAAUUCCGGCUGCAUUGUUGAGCCCCGACAAAGUUUUGGUGAAGUCAAUGAACAAAACUGGUUUCUGAUGUUAGAGCCCAAUCCAUUGCUGGUCUCUGGAAGUCUUGGUGGUGGUGGUUCUCAUAUUGCAGGUUAAUUUCUCGAGGAUCAUAAAAGUUUCUUCGAUUAUACAAGUACGCAGAGUUAUGAUUGGCUACACCUUUUUAUGAUCUCGGUUCAACUGUUGAAGCCUUUUAGAGAUCCGUUGCCUCCAGUAGUGGGUACACUAACAUGAUUGUAGUUUUUAGAGUUCCCUUGGGGUUUGAAAAUUUAGAAUUUCAAGUUGUAUAAUGUGAAGGUUGUUAAUGAGAUGGUUUAUAGCUCAAGUGUAUUACUUGGGAGAGAGAGCAUCAAAUUUUUGCCGUACUGUAUCCAAAAGGAGAGCAGAGAUUAGAAUGAAGAGUUAUCUUUCCCCAAUAAGCAUCUUCCAAUCUUUCCAUAUUGAAAAUUCAGGGGUCAUGAGGAAGUGUACAACAGUGGACUAUGGUGUACAUGGACAUAUAUGGGAUGCAUGUCAAUGCAAGAGAUGUGAUUUGAUUGAAUUGGAUUCUGAAAUUUGGCACAGGAUUGGUCCAAAGAGUUACAUUUCAUCAGAUUGUCAGAAUAGAUACAUUAUGUCUUAGAAUCACAUUUUUUUUCAAUAAGUUUGUUGUAGUUUUCGGUAAUUUGAGCAUUAUGAAGGUUUCAUUCGGUAA